This is a messenger RNA of Pestalotiopsis fici W106-1, 708 nucleotides long. RefSeq lists its product as uncharacterized. The transcript has a single exon. The record is from RefSeq and is a predicted model, not a curated record. NCBI's taxonomy places the organism in Eukaryota, Fungi, Ascomycota, Sordariomycetes, Amphisphaeriales, Sporocadaceae. The coding region runs from base 1 to 708 and encodes 235 amino acids.
AUGGUUUCCAUCACCAAACUCGCCGCCCUUGGGCUCACUCUUCUGCGCUUUCGCGGCGUCUCUGCCGCGCCACAGCUGUACGGCCCGUGGAACGACGCAUGCUACUGGAAGUCUGGCGAUCCCUCCAAGAUGGGAGUCGCCCCUACUACUACCUUGAGCCUCCCGGUCGACGAACAAGUCGAGCCAACCAAUAUACGCCAACGAGCCCCGAGUUCCCUCUGCACCUACUGCGGAUUUCCAGACGAGUACUUCACGACGAGAACCAGCACCAUGACCGACACGUCCAUGGCUACGCCACACGUCGAGGAGAGAAGCAUUGUUGCCACUCCAGCGCCAACAGCUUGGGACGACGGCUCCGCUUUGGGCGUGCCGCCACCCGCCGUCGAUGCGUCGAGGAUUGAAUACCACGACCUCCCCAAUGAACCCGAGCCCAAGCACAACAGGUCCAUCACGCUCAUGGUCCACGGCCACCCUUCCGUCCUUGGCUCCCCGGGCCAUCACGACCGGAGGGCGCCCAGCCGCCCGGCCUACUGGAAGCCCUCGCCCCUCGACCAAGCUCAGUCGGCGGCGAUCUCGACGGCAUCCUUUGGCACUUCCACGGUGACCGUGAUACGAACCACGACUAUCGAUGUCGGUAACCUUACUGUGACGCCAACGACAACUAUCAAGUCAGUCGUGCCAGCUACUGCCACCCUUCCGGCGGAAUGA